ACCCGUCGAGCCCACUGACAGAAAACACCACCUAGAAACCAAGCGAGCCCUCACGAUUCAUGGAAAUAUGUAGUUAGCUCGCACGGUUCAGCAUAUUUCGACAACAGGGGGAUUGGUGGAGCUGUGCUAAUACAUGGAAAGUUACCAUGGGUGGCCAUGAUGAUGAAGAUUUGCCAUAUGUUGUGAACAAACAAAAACAAGAUGAAGAGCUAAAGAAUAAACUGAAUGACAGCAGCCACUGGUGUGACCAGGAGUCUACUGGCAACAAUGCCAAGUGGGUCAAAGAAGGCCAGAACCAGCUGCGGAAAGUAGCCGAGAACCAGCAGGACCAGGACCACAACUGCAAUAUCAGCCAGAAUGGGAACAAAGAUGACUUCCCUCACCAGAACACCACUCAGGAAGAACAACAGGGAAACGAGGAGCAGACCAAGUCUCCUAAAAUAGCAAUGACCCCUGGUCUUAGUCAGGAGGAGUCCAAGAACAUCUUAAAUGAGCCGCUACUCAUCGACACUCUGGAGUCCACAGAGGAGAAAGGUAAAGAGAGAGAAGAAGAUGAUAAAGAGAAGGAAAAGACAUCAGAGGAGGAUGAGCAGACAGCAGGUGAGACCAGAGGAGAGAGAGCGACAGAAGGAAAGAGUAAUGUGGAGUCUCAGAGGGAGGGCAGUGUUGUGGGGAGAAAUACCUGCCUCCUGUUCUCCAACCUGAAUGGGACACCAAAUGAUGAAGAGUCCAGCUGGCCUGCUCAGGACAACACAACUGACAGCUCUCCAAAUGGCAACAGAGAGUCCUUUUGGGAUUCCAGUGCCUUUGAGACCGACACAGACCUGCCCUCGGGCUGGAUGAGGGUGCGGGAUACAUCGGGCACUUACUACUGGCACAUCCCCACAGGCACCACCCAGUGGGAGCCGCCGUCACCCCUGGGUAAAGUGGGCGACUCCAUGAUGUCUUCAACUAUGUCUCUGGAGACUACGCCGUGUGAGGAGACUGAGGAAUCUUGGGCUCACCUUUCCAGCACAGACGAAGCAGUCGGUGAAGGGGAACUGUGGAAUGAGGAGGCUGAAGUUGCAUCUGAUCAAAGUCUGAAGGAGUUUGAAGGAGCAACUCUACGCUAUGCAUCCAUCAACCUGAAUUACAAUUGCUCCCAGUCUGAGGAAGAAGAAAAGCUCGCUCCGCUCUGCACAGAUUUAGAAACUAAGUGUUUUGCAGUGCGUUCCCUGGGCUGGGUAGAGAUGUCAGAGGAGGACAUGGUACCUGGCAAGAGCAGUGUUGCUGUCAACAACUGCAUCAGGCAGCUUUCUUAUCACAAACACAACCUUCAUGACACUGCUGGUAUCUGGGGAGAGGGUAAGGACAUGCUGAUGGUGCUGGAGAAUGACACCAUGAACUUGAUCGACCCUCUGGGCCAGACUCUGCUUCAUGCUCAGCCCAUUGGCAGCAUCCGUGUGUGGGGUGUUGGCCGAGACAACGGCAGGGAUUUUGCUUACGUGGCUCGAGACAACCUGACUCAGGUCCUGAAGUGUCAUGUUUUCCGCUGUGACUCACCUGCCAAGAACAUAGCUACAAGCCUGCAUGAGAUGUGUUCAAAGAUAAUGAUGGAGAGAAAGGCGACCAAGCCAGGAGUGAGCAGGCUCAACUCUGACCCGAGUAACCCAGUGGUCAUCCCUAUUGAAGAGUUUCCUGCUCCGAAAAAUGAACUCUUCCAGCGCUUCCAUGUUUAUUACCUUGGUUGUGAGGCUGUGUCCAAGCCAGUUGGUAUGGAUAUAAUCAAUGAUGCGCUCGAGGCAGCAGUUAAUAGCAAAGAUAAAAACGACUGGACUCCUGUCUCUGUGAAUAUCGCACCAGCCACCCUCACAAUACUUUCAAAACAGAGUGAGGAGGUGCUGUCAGAGUGCAGGGUGCGUUUCCUGUCUUUCAUGGGUGUGGGAAGGGACGUCCACACCUUCGCUUACAUCAUGGCGGAGGGUCCCCAAGAUUUCACCUGUCACAUGUUUUGGUGCGAACCCAAUGCUGCCAGUCUGAGUGAGGCUGUACAGGCCGCCUGCAUGCUUCGUUACCAGAAAUGUUUGGAUGCACGUCAACCCAGCCUCGCCUCCUGCCUGCCCACUCCUCCCGCUGACUCGGUGGCUCGACGGGUCAAGAAGGGGGUGCAGAGUCUGCUGGGCAGCUUUAAGAGCUACAGGUCCGGCUCUCAAUCCCCUUGAGUUGGAUGAAGAUGACCCACAGUCCAUCAAACACAAGGUCCGUCACCACAGCCCCCUCUCAGUGUCACUCCUCCCCCUAUCAUUUUUCUGCCACAGUUUCGCCUUACGACCGUCUCACUUGUCUAGUCACUAGUCUAGUUUUUGGAGUAAUUUGUGGGGAAAAUGCGUGUGAAAAGAUUUAGGACAUUUAUUUCCUUUUUUUUUUUAGCUGUUACUUUAUACAACAAUUUUAAACUCCUAUCUCCAAACAGAUGAACCCCUGGCAUUAUUUCUUUUCUUUGCUGGGAUUCUUUCUGUGAGUCUUAACUAUUUUUGUGUUUUAACAGAAACAAUGCUACGAAUGUUGGAUAUGGAUGUAAUAUAUAUAUAUAAUUUGGUUGCUAGAUUCUCUCACAGAAAUGUUCCCCUUUUCCUCCUCGGUGCAAUUAUCAUCUCAAACCUCUUUUCUACUUUUGAACAAGGUACUGUAACACAGUUGCUUGGUGUCAAGUAUCCUGAUAUUGAUUUUCUAAAACAUCACUGCACCUCUCUGUCCAUCACCUUAGGUUGUAUUAGAAGCACUGUAGGCGUCUCAGUAGUGGGCCAAGUGCUUAUAUGUCCCCGACCCCCCCCUCAAACAAUGUAUUUUAGUCUUCCAAAGAGCUGUAUGGUCAUCUGUCACGUAGUGAGCAACCACUGAUUUGAGUGUAGUGUGUUUCUCAUACAUUCUGCAUGAACAUUUGCAAGUUCAGUGCUAGUGUGCAAUAAUCAGAUGUUCCUGUAUGGUGUGUGGUGAUAACGAUGGCUGCCUUGUGAUUUAUUCGUUCACUUUAAUGAGAGUCUGGCUAGAUCGGGUGCGAGGCUAAACGGAACAACAGAGCCAUGAAAAUCAUUCUCUUGUGAUAGUAAUAAACAAAAGAAAAACAAACUCUGGGUUUUCACACAGCCGUUUACCACCAACAACUACUGAAUAGUACUGUAGAAACUCACCACAAGCUGCAUGUUUUGAUAGCUUAGAGUGCUUAAGACCCAUCAAUGUAUCCUGUAAAUUCUUUCUCUGUGUUUCUGUACGGUAAGAGGAGGCCAGAGUCGAUGUGGUGUUUCGUGUUUCAUAGGCAUGUCACUCUAGUUAGUGUCAGUGUUUGUCAUGAGCAGUAGAGAGUUAGACUUCCUGUCAGUCCCUUCAGGCUGAAAAGACGAGAGGAGGUUAAUGUUUGUAUUUACAGUUUGUGUAUACAGGAAACCUAGAGAUGAUUUCUCUCAGUGGUUUACAUUUUUAUUUUUUCCUUGGCCGCCAUACAUUUUGACAUGUGUGGGCCCCGGCCGGUAAUGUAUUUUUUAUUGUUUCCACACAUGUACACAAGUAAGAUGAUAGUUACGUUAGCUCGCUAGAUUUACUUUUUAUAAAGAAAACACUAAUUAGCCAAGUUGUGUUUUAUCUUUAUGCGUCCGUCGGUGAUCAAUACUCUAUGUAGCACAAUAGUAAUAGUCAUCUCUAAUAUUAAAGAUGCAGUUUGUAAGAUUUUUUUGGUAAUUUUGACCUCUGCAGGGUAUUUGUUUGGCCAAGUUGAGACAUUGGUAGCUACUUACAAGAUGAUCUCAGGCAAACUGACUCCACUACGUAGAGAUACAAAUAAAUCUACAAAUAAAGGCCUGUGUCCACAAGUGUUUUUUUGCAGCAUCUAGUGGCAGCAUGUAGUCACCUAGAGGAAAAGUGCCACGCCCAUCAUCUUUUUUUAUUUUUAUCGCGGUCCAGCUAUUGCACAGCCGCUCUGAGUACUUCUUGUUGAGAAUCUCUGAACUUUGUUGUUACUGCUGCUUCUUCAGUUAUGUUUCUGUCAAAACCAAGACAGAAAAGUCCAUUUUUGGGAGCAGAUUGGUCAGCGGACGCUGGAUGCUGCUGGUUGUAGUUUUGCUUUUGUCACUGUACCGUUGUAAGCUUGCUGUUAACGUAGCGUCAUGUUAGCACACGGUCGCUUUUGAUGAAGCGCUCCCCAGCACCCUGCUGUCACUUUUCUGCUAAAAACACGACGUGGACACAGACCCCACAGAAACAAUUUUAGAGCAAAUGUAUCACUAAAUUAAAUUAUGACAAAAUAUAGUGAAAAUGAAUGUAAAGACAUGCAUUACAAAUACAACAUUGUAUUUAAAAGGACAGGAAAUACAUCUAUGAAACAGUGGUUUUUUGGGGGGGGGAUUUUUUUUAAAAAUAUGUUCUUGAUAUGCUGACUUUGUGUCAAUGUUCGAUUCCAACUGGUGCAUAAUGAUACAUCUCUGGUCUAAAAGCCAUUUUUAAAUUACAUUUAUUUACCAGCUAUCAGCAUUGAAUUGUUGACAACAUUUCAACUUUGUUGAUGUUUUGUUUUUGGAAAAAUACUCAUCUGAUGUUAUUUUUAUAUGUAAAAUAGGUGUCCUCAAAACAGUGCUAAAAUAUGUUUGGUACUUGUAAAAUAUAAAUAUGUAGUCCAUGUUGGAAACUUGGAUUGGAAAAGAUCCCAUUUGAGUUCAGAGAAGCAUGACUGUUUGUGAGACAAAUUUCCAGCCAUAAAUCUCUAAUGGAGUCUGACUUUAUUGUGCAAACUUGUCACCCAAUUUUGAAAGCAAAGCGGUGCUUUGCGAUGACUGGCCUCUGUCAAACUUACAUUCUCAGAUUCCUGUAGAUGUUUUUAACAUUUUAGAAGUCAUCACUAACACUAAAACUCUUACCAACUGCUUCUUUAUAGUAUGUGUACCACUAAUGAAAAUUAGACCACAUAUUACUGCCAUGUCACUCGGAAUUAUUAUUUUUGCUUUUUAAAAGUUUGCUGUGUCCAGUCAGUGGCAACACUAAAGCCAGAUGAGUCUAAGAACAUUAGCAGAUUAAUUUAUUUCUGUUCAUGUAAAUUAGGUGUAUAAAAUGUAUGUAUAUAAAAGUCACUGCACAAUAAAUGUGAACAUAUCAUAA
Plectropomus leopardus (leopard coralgrouper) is the source of this 5124-nucleotide messenger RNA. It is a transcript of the gene apbb1, whose product is annotated as amyloid beta precursor protein binding family B member 1. Gene Ontology annotation, cellular component: nucleus; cytoplasm. Gene Ontology annotation, biological process: regulation of DNA-templated transcription. Gene Ontology annotation, molecular function: transcription factor binding; amyloid-beta binding. NCBI's taxonomy places the organism in Eukaryota, Metazoa, Chordata, Actinopteri, Perciformes, Serranidae. The record is from RefSeq and is a predicted model, not a curated record.